Messenger RNA from Coregonus clupeaformis (lake whitefish), 4059 nucleotides. RefSeq names its product cadherin-7. The coding region runs from base 354 to 2753 and encodes 799 amino acids. The record is from RefSeq and is a predicted model, not a curated record. Gene Ontology annotation, molecular function: calcium ion binding; cadherin binding. The transcript is spliced from 12 exons. Gene Ontology annotation, cellular component: adherens junction; plasma membrane; catenin complex. Lineage: Eukaryota; Metazoa; Chordata; Actinopteri; Salmoniformes; Salmonidae. Gene Ontology annotation, biological process: calcium-dependent cell-cell adhesion; multicellular organism development; cell morphogenesis.
GUGAGAACCAUGUCCAUUUGGUGCUACUGUUAUUGGGUCUAAAAAGCAGUAUCUGCAGUACCAGGGCCCUUAGUUAACCAGACUGUGUGUUUUCUUCCACACCAUGAUGCUCUCUGUUGGUAGCAGCUGUUGAAGAGUGGCUUAAAGAGAGGACAAUCACGCAUAAAGCAGAAUGACUGUCUACAGCAACAGGCCAACGGCAGGGUGGCCAGCCACCUCUCUGAGGUCCUCGCCAUAUCACUGUGUCUCUCUGACGCUCAGAGGAACCUUUUUAAUGAAUGAGUGACAUCUGUAUCUCUGUGCGCUAACCACGGGGAGAGGCUGAUCAGAAAACGGAUCAACAGACUAACACAAUGCGGUAUCUUUGUCUGCUGGACUUAGUUAUUAUCUUGUCCUUGACAUCAUGCUGCAUGUUGAGUAAGGUGAGAGCUCCACACAGUCUGGAGCCCAACCACCAGCUGGGCCAGGGGUCUCCCACCACUGCCCUACACCAGAGACUCAGACGGGGCUGGAUCUGGAAACAGCUUUUUGUCCCAGAGGAGGACCCCACUCCAAGCGUGAUUGGCCAGCUAAAAUCAGACUACGACAGAGGGGAUUUCGCUAUCAAGUAUAUACUGUCGGGUGAAGGUGCUGGGGAGAUGUUUGAGAUCGAUGAAUAUUCAGGAGAGAUCCGUACAUUGCAGAAGCUGGACCGCGAAGAGAAGGCCUUCUACCUCCUGCAGGCUCAUGCCCUUGCUCGGAAGUCCAACGAACCCGUGGAGCCCCAGUCAGAGUUCAUCAUCAAGGUCCAAGACAUCAACGACAACAUCCCCCAGUUCCAGAACGAGCCCUAUGUCUCCAGCAUCCCUGAGAUGUGUCCCAUGGGGACCACCGUGGCCCAGGUGACAGCUACAGAUGCUGAUGAUCCCCUGUUUGGAAACAAUGCCAAGCUCAUCUACUCCAUCCUACUUGGGGAGCCAUACUUCUCUGUGGAGCCCAAGACAGGCAUCAUCAUGACCUCGAUGGCCAACAUGGACAGGGAGGCUAGGGACCAGUAUUUGGUGGUGGUGCAGGUGAAAGAUAUGCUGGGACUGAGCGGUGGUUACUCUGCCUCCACCACUGUCACCAUCAGCCUGACGGACGUCAAUGACAACGGACCCACCUUCCAGCACAACAUGUACACCUUUGCUGUUCUGGAGUCUGCUGCGGUGGGUACCACGGUGGGCAGGAUCAUGGCAGACGAUGGUGACGUGGGCAUCAACUCCAGGAUGAACUACAGUCUAGAGGACCUGGAGGAGAGCGCCACCUUCAAGAUCCAAACGGAUCCAGUCACACAGGAAGGGGUGGUCCUCCUGGCCAAGCCUCUGGACUAUGAGAGCAAGCGACGGUUCAUCAUGGCUGCGGAGGCUGUCAACGAUCACAUAGACACCCGCUUUCUGAGCUACAACGAGUUUCGGGACAGGACGACCCUAAAGAUCGUCGUCGAGGACGUGGAUGAGCCCCCUAUCUUCAUGGCGCCCGAUUAUGAGUGGAAGGUUCCGGAAAAUGCGGUGGCAGGGACUGUGGUUGGCACUGUUAGCGCCAGAGACACUGAUGCAAUCAACAACCCAAUCAGAUAUUCCAUUGACAAAAUCAGUGAUAUCACAAAAGCUUUCAAAAUAGACCCAAAGAAUGGGACCGUAACUGUUGCGAAACCUUUGGACCGUGAGGAAGCAGCCUGGCACAAUCUAACCUUAAACGCCAAGGAAACAAAGCAGAACCAUCUAUCCUCGUCUGUUGUGGUGUUCAUCAAAGUGCUGGACAUAAACGACAAUGCGCCAAUGCUUGCCGGAGACUACCAGCCAUAUAUCUGUGAGGGCACACAGUCAGGAGAGCUCAUCCAACUGAUCAACGCCGUGGAUCUGGACGACCCUGUGGAGGGACACCAUUUCUACUUCUCCAUGGUCCCUGAGAAGCACAUUAACCCCAAUUUCACCAUCAGGGACAACCAAGACAACAGUGCUAGCAUCCUGGCACGGCGGAGCUCGUUCACCCGUAGGGACCGUACCCAGUACCUGCUGCCCAUGGUGGUGGCGGACAGUGGCUCCCCAGCCCUCUCCAGUACCAGUACUCUGACCAUCAGCGUGUGCAGCUGUCAGCCCGCCGGCCACUGCCCCACAGGCGGGGUGGAGGCCCUGGCCCUCUCCAUGGGGGUCAGCCUCCAGACACUGCUGGGCUUCCUGGUCUGCCUGGCAACACUCACAGUGCUGUCCAUUGUAAUGCUGAUGCUGAGGAGACACAGAAGGAAACAGCAGGAGGGACUGGGGAGAGCGGAGAAGGUGCUGGAGCUGCCUAAGAGGGUCUCAGAGAAGGUGCUGCACUACGGAGAACUAGGAGGCGGAGGAGGGGGUGACGUGGGGGGAUUCUGUCAGCCUGCUGUCCCCCUCCGUCCCCACCCCCGCAGGAGGGACAGGAGGCUCCGCAGAGAGGAGGUGGCGGCCAGUAUCAGAAUGUCCAUGUCCCUCCGCCACUCCCUCCUCAUCGGCCCAGAGGACGAUGUCUUUAAACAGUUCAUCAUGGACAGGCUGGAUGAAGCGGAUCAGGACCCCUACGUGCCGCCAUUUGACUGCCUGAAGACCUACGCCUUCGAGGGCACAGGGUCAGCCACAGGGUCCCUUAGCUCCCUGGAGUCAUGGGACUUUGUGGACUCUGACCAAUGUCCACGGGAUCCCGGAUCACGCCUUGUCAGACUGACUCUCUGGCACGGGGGAGCGGAAGAGGAGACAACCUUCUGAACUGCUAACAUAAUAACAUACAUAAUAGUACUGCACAUCCAUGAACUCAAUUUGGACAUCCUGAUGGAAGAGACAAAUAAGUAUGUUUUCUUCCGCUGUAUGGUUGAAAACAGUGGAGCUAGCUGUAAUAAUUAUUAUCAGUGUUAUGACAGUUAUACUUUUUUGUUGAACAGGCAGUUUCUUAAUUAUUUUUUAACAGUAUUUAAAGCAACAUAACUUUCUAUACAUGACCUCAUUCUGCAUUGGUUCAAAAGAUGGGUAACACAUUCUAGUAUUUCAACCUUCAUGACAGUGUCAUAAGCACAUCAUAAGUUUCUUGACACAUGCCAGAACUUUACAUUCUUGGCAGAUGAAUUAGAUAGGACCUGUAGCUACACAGAAAAUUCAAGUGUUAGAAAACCUAAAUGAACACUGAGAGUGUUACAUCAACACUGAAAGUGUUGAGUCUGUGGAACAGUGUUAAAAUAACACACUGCUUAGUGUAAAUCCUUAUUUCAAUAUUUCCCUGAGUGCCUUGUCUUUCGAGUACAUUGUAGAGUUACCACCCAUGACUGUAUUUGUUAGUGACAGAGACAUGGUUGUUGCAUUCAUCCAUUUUUGGUCCUAUGGACUUCACCAAGUGAGAUCCUAAGCGAAUAUGUUAUCAUACAAAAAUAAUAUAUUAACACAAUAGCAUACAUAUAUCAUAAGGCCUUAUUUUGAGAGUUUUACCCUAAUACAGGUGCCUGAAAUUCAUACACAUCACUUUGAAUCAAAACCACGCCCAUCAUUAUCAUAUUCCCCAGCAUGCUCUAUUGCAGGUAGAUGUUUUUGAAUUGUUUGUUUCCAUAUCUAUGUUUGUGCAUGUACAUUGGUUGAUUGAUUGAUUAAUUCAUUAAUCUUAUGCUACUCAAAUAUAAAACCACAUACAUUUUUCUGAACUAAUCCAAUAUGUUACUUGGACUUAUUGCACCAUUACUGAAAUUGUUGUUCCAGUUUAGAUGCUUAGGGAGUCUCAUAGUUUAGUUUCCCCCCAACCCUGGCAGUCAUUCUUAAUACAUGUUGAGAGUGACCAAAAAAUGCAAUAGUUAGAUAUCCCCACACUGGCUGGAUUCCAAUAGGAGUACACAUCACAUUGGAAGCCAGCAUAAUGUGACUUGCAGGCCUAAUGUGGCCUGUAAACCAUGAGUUUCAGGCCAUUGUAUUACAAGCUCAGAAAAGGUUGUCACUAUAGUGCAAGGGUGUCAAACUUAUUCCAUGGAGGGCCUAGUGUCUGCAGGUUUUUCUUUUUUCCUUUCAAUUAAGCCCUACACAACCAGGUGUGGGG